This is a messenger RNA of Anopheles marshallii, 14412 nucleotides long. RefSeq names its product microtubule-associated protein futsch (gene futsch). Bases 1 to 14412 code for a protein of 4803 amino acids. Gene Ontology annotation, molecular function: actin binding; microtubule binding. Lineage: Eukaryota; Metazoa; Arthropoda; Insecta; Diptera; Culicidae. Gene Ontology annotation, biological process: regulation of microtubule depolymerization; dendrite development; microtubule cytoskeleton organization. Gene Ontology annotation, cellular component: microtubule associated complex; neuronal cell body; microtubule. The record is from RefSeq and is a predicted model, not a curated record. The transcript is spliced from 7 exons.
AUGGAGCAGGAGCAGGGUCAGGUGGCACCCAUCGAGGUGAACGGGGGGGAUGAGCAACAGGGAGGUAGCAUCGACAUCGGGGCAGGGUCCGAUGGACCGCCGAGCAUUAUCGGUGUCGGUCCGCCGAGCCCGCUUACCGGGUGCUAUCUGUUGAUUGUCAUCGGUGAGCCACAUUCGCAGGACCAUAAGGAUAUCAUUCUCCAACGGCUAAUCAAAGGCUUCCUUUCAUGGGAUGUUGUCGAUUGCCAUGUCGAUUUGGAGGAGGAACUGCAUACAAUCACGUUGCAGGCAUUGGAGGGCGAGGAAGGCAAGCAUGGUGAACGGUUGAUUCAGUAUGCCAGCGAAAAUUUGGUUACUGAAAUCUUGAUUCAUCCACAAGUCAACACCUUCAUCCAAUGCAUCCGGAAUCUGCUGAGUAGCUUCACUCGGCACCGUCACAUCAUCCAUACGGGCUACACGUUCGCAGGAAAUGGAUCGUGGAUAUUACAGGAUGGAACAUUUUCAGUGAUGGAUUUCAUGGAGGCAUUCCAGGAGCACGAGGUACAGCGCGUACUUCGUGCCUAUCCUGAAACGAUCACUAUGGAUAUACAUUGUGCUCCCGUAGGGCUGUGGCACACAAUCCAGGAAAAGUCCUUCUCGCGACUUUGCCAGAUUCGCUUGAAUCCCGUGGAUGUACUCAGCUCAGGCAGUGAAAAAUUGAACGGCUUUGUCGCCUAUUUAUCGUCGAUGAUCAUACCGACGGAAAUUUCCGAGCUAUUGGAAAGCUCGGAUGUUGUUGGAAACAUCCGUUUCAGCCAUCCAACUUUGUACGUCUUCCCAGGAGGUCAGGGAGAUGCUGCUCUUUUCGGAAUCAAUGGUUUCAACAUGUUAGUGGAUGGAGGCUUCAGCCGCAAGUCUUGCUUCUGGGACUUUGUACGUCAUCUAGAUCGGCUAGAUGCGGUAUUGAUGACACGCAUCAAUAACACCAACAUCAAGGGCAUUUCAUCCGUAGUAGAGCGCAAGAGUGAAGCUCACGUCUACCCCCAGAUAGGACACUUUUUCUGCAACAUUCCCGAACGCAAAGGUUUGCCGAGCCCGGACGGAGACAAGGAUCGGGACCCACUGCUGGUGGAUAUACUACAGGAGGGUCACCAGAUCGUCACGAACCUAAAGUCGUUGAACUUGAAGGCACAAAACUGUUACCGCGAUGUGGAACCGAUCAAUCUGUAUCAUAAGGUUGGUCACGGAACGCUCGAUAUGUACGUCAUCAGCCCGUCACGCGACUCGCGUGAGGUAAAGGAUUUUCUCACCCGCUGGGCAGCCGCCGAUCAGCGCCUGUUUACGAAAGAGACGAAGGAUGGGAAAGAUUUUGCCUUCCCGCUUCAAAAUCUCAUCUCCAUUUGUGCACUGCUCGUGUGGACACCGGCUAAUCCGGAAGACAAUAUUACGCGCAUUCUCUUCCCGGGUUCCGCACCUGAGUAUAAGAUACUGGAAGGGUUGGAAAAGAUGAAGAACGUCGAGUUUAUGCGACAGCCAGUAUGCCCAGUCAAAUCGAUCACUGCAAAUCUAUCCACACCAGUAUUAGUCACGAAGAAGUCCCUCAAAUCGGCCUCGACUGAUCGCAUCAUAUCGGAAGCGUUACAUCCGUCCAAGCCCAAGGACAACAAACUUCUCGACAACAAGAUGCGAAUGAUGGCUGCCGAUAAUAAGCUUGCUGCGGACGGAAUGGAUAGCUCAGCGGAUGAAAUCAAGAUGGAGAAACAACUAUCGAAGCCACCCGGUACGACCACUGUUGCUUCGGCCAAGAUGGACAGCAAACCGAAAGCUAUUCGUUCGGGCAAAGCAAUGACCAUGGCCGAGAAGAAGCUUGACAACAAGAAGUUGGAGCAGCAACAGCAACAAGACGAAAAGAAGGACUCCAUUUCGGACGUUAGCUCCGACAAGGAAGAUGUGCUGUCAACGGACAAAUCUAAACCAUUGGCAGUGGACAGUGAAAAGAGUCUCGACGAUGCACCCGACGGACAAGAGAAAAAGGAGGAAACUGGCUCAGCCAAACCUGACCUUGAUGCGAAAGAAAAGAAGAAAGAAGAAGCUGCAUCUCCUGCCGGGGCCGACACCGGUGGCAUGGUCACAAAAGCCAUCAGAAAGCCUCCUACAUCACGCACAGUUACAUCAUCGACGGCUAGAACCAAGGUGGACACAGCAAGCAAACCUUCCAAACCGUCGGCAGACCGUAAACCCGCAGUGAAGAAACAAACCGAAGCGAAUAAAUCGUCACCAACAACACCGAAGAAAACCAGCUCAAUCGAAUCGAAGCUAACCAACGGUAGUGCCACCAAAGCAGAACAGGGAGAAGACAUCAAAAAAGCUGUCGGUAAGACAACUGCUUCUAAAACGGUAGGCGCGAAACCGGGCAAAUCUAGUCCAAAAGCAACUCCGGCGAAGAGUGCCAAGGAUGAGAAUAAUCGCAAAGUUCUCGAGGCGAGACAGCGCCCAACAAUGGCUGCUAAGCGCGAGGCUCGAAAAGAUCUCGAGAAGAAAGAGGCACCUGCGUCGAAGCCAGCCGAGCGCAAACCUAUCUCACGUCGUCCGAAGGGCACCGUUACGACAUCCUCCGCCGUAGCAACUGCCGGUGGAAGUCCUGUGAAGGCUAAGAAGGUGUUGAAAUCCGAAAAAGACGCCGUCAUCAGGAAGGCUAAGCUGGAUAAGAACGGUACAACCGAUUCAAGCCUCGUUUCGACCCCCAGUGCAGAUGAAGGAGGCGUUCCAGUACCCAAGCGUCCAGUAGGGGUCGCUGCUACAGAUGUCGUCCCGGGUGACAGUGACACACUGGAGGCGAUAAAGAAACAGCAACAGCUAGCCGAGCUAAAGGAAGAGCAGGAGGCGGUUCGUGAGAUCGAAGCCGUAUUUAAUCGCGAUUCAGCUGCGCAAAAGGCUCUCAAACAUCGGGAACUGGCGCUGACUGAAGAGCAUCGUGAGGUGCAGGACAGCGCCACCGAGCCGGAGGAAGAGGAGGAAUAUCUCAUCAUCGAAAAGGAAGAGCAGUACACCGAGGACUCGAUCAACGAACCCGAAAGCAGUGCCACGAAGGAGGAAGAGAUUCAGAAGCACCAGCGCGAUUCGCAAGAAUCCGAGAAACGUAAGCGCGACAGUUUGGAGGAAGAGAAAGAGGAAAAGACGGAUGCGGUUAAGAUUGUUGGUCAGGGUCAGGUGGCUGCCGCAGAGGUUGUUGAGAGCGAAAAGGCGGAUGACGAUCAGCCGGAACAAGACGAAGGCGUCGUGCAAGCAAGUGCUCCAACUGAGGAGGAACUGGACGACCAGGACCGGGAAGUGCAGGAAAAGCUUUCGCCCAAGCACAAACAAGAGCUCGAAGAGGAAGUGCAGGACAUUAUCGCUUCGGCGAAGGAAAUCGCCAAGUCCAAGAUGGAAACCUCAAUGGAUGGUUUGAAAACGGAGGAAAUCUCGUCCAUCAGUCCCGAUGAGAAGAUGAGCAGCACGAAAAAGACCAGCGAUACUCGUGAUGAGGAACAAGAGCUACCGAUCGGUCAUCCCAAGGAUCACAUCGAUCCACCACAUCACGAGAGCCACCACGAGGAGCGUGUGUCGGCAACCGUCGAAUCUGGGGCCACCACGACCGCUCCAACUCUUCCCGAAGACGAGCGCAUCCCGCUGGACGAGAUUAAGGAAGAUCUUGUAAUCGAGGAGAAACACGUCAAGGAAGAAACGAAAGAAAUCGAAGUGGCUUCGGCGGUGGCGGUUGCUGCCGCUACUGCUGCUGCAGCAAUACCAACCGAACAACCAACAGGGCCAGUUGCAUCCACAGAAAUUACAGCUACUGCAGCAGCGGCUCCGUUGCAAACCGUUUACGAGCCGCUAGAACGACCAACACCGGCAAAGAUGCAGUUCAGUGCCCAACAAGCGCACAUGCGAGAUGUGGUGAAGACACCGGACGAAGUAGCCGAUCUACCGGUGCACGAAGAGGCCGAUCUCGAGGAGGAUUACGGUGAAGAUAAGGAUAAGGACAGCAAAGAGGACGAGGAUAAGGAUCGUGAUACGAAAGAAAAGCCAGAGGAAGAACCCGUCGUCGCAGUCUCUACGACAACGGUAGCAUCCACAAUGGCGGCGAUAGAGACUGAUGCUAAGCAACUUGAGAAGACUGAUGAUGAAAGGCAUGUAGUGGAUAAGUCAGUUGAAAGUGAUAAACCAUGUGAUACGGCGAACAAGGCAACCGAAGUGAAGGAAGUGUUCGAGAAGGUUGAGCGAGACACUCGGCUGGACAAGCCACCAAAACCAGACGCACAUGAAACUAAAGAACAGGACGCUUCGAACGCAAUGCUCAUGGACGAUUCUAUCUUAAGGGAUUUGGAGUCUCAAAUUAUCCCGGUGGAUGAUAAGCUCGACAGCGCAGUAACGGUACAGCAACAACAUCAGGUUAAACAGGAAAGCAAGACACCAGUCGAGGAAACGGAUAUGCAUGAUGAUCAGGCUGAGGACGAUGAUGAUGAAGCCAACAAGGUUCCGGUGGAAGAAGAGCUGAUUGUUGCGCAAAAAGUGGUACCCAAAGUUCCGCAACCACCACAAACUGUUACAUCCGUAUUGGACGAGAUCUGGCAAACGCCUUCAAAGGUAGAGGAAAAACUGGACGAGUUAAAACAUCUGAUCGAUGACAAGGUGGCAGCCUCGAUGAAAGGCACCGGAAAGGUGUCGGAAUUGGUUGCCAUGAAGGACACUAUGGUAAAAAGUGUAGCAGAACAGAGGGAAGAAAUUAUCGGUACCGUGGUGGAAGAGGCCAGGGACACUGAUCGUAAGGUGAAGGAUAUGAUUCAGGACGCUGGCAAGGAGGUAGAGCUAAUGGCUGUGCAAACGGCUGGUGAAAUUGUGACGGAUAUUACCGGCAAAACAGACACCGUGCUGGAUAAUUUGCAAACGAAAACCAAACAAGUCGAUGACGAAUUGAAGGCAGCCACGGCAAAGCUCGACGCUAAAGUGGAUUCGUUUGUGCAGGACGUUUCGCAGGUCGCUACCAAAGUAGAUGAAACCCUCGGUACAAUUGCGGCCGAAAAAAGUGAACUGGAAAAGCUAGCGAAAGAUCUCAAGCAAGAUGUGGUCAGUCAGCUGGACAAUGCAAAACAGCAGAUCGAAGAGGACAUCGCGAAGGAGGUUGAGAAAGUCCAAGAUAAAGCCAAGACUGGCAUCAGUUCGUUCUUCGGCAGUAUUACCGAGGGCAUCAAGAGUGGAAUUGAAAAAAUGGCGGACAAAGUGGAAAAUAAAAUCAAGGACAAAGCCGACGAAGUUGAAGUGAAACUGCAACAAGUAACGGAAAAGAUCGACAGUCUACAAAUGGAACGCGAAUCGGAAGCCGCUACUGUGACGCAACAGGAAUCGGGCCAAGCAUAUGAUCGUUUUGGUGGACCUUACGAACGAAGCUUCACGCAGGAGCUGCGGGAAACUCAUAUUACCACGGUUGAUUCUCCGGUCACAGAUGGAGAUAAGCUGAGUAUGGAGCUUAAAUCGAUGGUCAACAUUCCACACGACAUCGACGAAGAUAAGGAACUCGAAGAGCUGGAGGCCAACAAAAACAUGGGUACCUUCGUCAUCGAAGACAUUAAGUACAGUGCUUUUGAGGAUGCCAAUCUACGCGAGAUUAAGGAGGAAGAAGAAGAAGAUCGUGUCUCACCACCCCAAGGAGCAUCGGAAAAACUUGGUCCAUCCGUGGGGGUGAUGCCUCCACGGGCCCGAACUCCCGAAGAUGUGGCUAAAAUAGUGGCCAAUGUAGCGGAAGUGCUGAAGUCCGACAAAGAUUUGGAAGAAAUCAUCCCCGGUUUCGAUCCACAAGAGCUGGAGCGUAAGCUUUCCCAAGGAACCGCUCGCGAAGAAGAUGUAGGCACUGUUCAACGAAUGCUCGUCACGGCCAGCAGUGAGGAUGGCGGGGAAGAAACGGUCAUCUGUGCCGAUGGCACUAUUACUUUCUCAAAGUCAGCUACUCCGGAACCGAUGCAGGGUUCAGGUACAACCACGCCGGAAAUAAAGGUGCAGGAAGAAAACGAGGAAGAGGAGGACGAGGCGGACAAAUCUGCCGAAGAUCACGGUCUUAUUCUUGCGAAAGAUGCUACUGAAAGCAAGCGAACAGUGGAUGAAAAGAGUAGUCCAGCAUCAUCUGGCAAAUCUUCACCCGACCUAAAAACAUCGCCCACUUCGAUAGAAGAAAAGGAUAAACACGAACUACCCGAGAAGGUGGUCCAGGUAGAGACGGCAAAGCCCAAAUCACACGAAGAAACUGUUGGUAUGUUGAGUGAUAUACAUAAGGAAUCUUUGGCCGAUCACCAAACACACGAUCAAAUUGAUGAUACGAGACGAGAAUCGGCCAUCAGUACGUUCAGCGAACGAGACUACACUAAAGAUGAAAGCUCGUUCGUCGAUGAACGUGACUCGUCUCGUGCGCAUUCUAUCUCGAGCCACAUCAGUGAUCUCAAAGAAGACCCAACGGACCUCAAAUCGGUUGCAGACUUUUUGAAAGAAACUGACAAAGAACAUGAUCAGGUAUUUGUGGAAACGGACGAAAAGACGAAGGAGCUAUCCAGUCCCGAAUCGAUCACAAGCCAAAAGACAGUUUCGGAGAAGGAAACACCUGGCUUGGAAGGAAAAGAAACGGCUGCGGUCAAUUUAAAUGAAUCCAGCAAAUUAAUGGAACAAGAGUCCAUACAGCAACUGGGAACACAGACUCCUGCACAAGAAACAGACCGAUAUACAAAACAGUCAACCGAAGAAGAGGUAUUUUCCCGUCCAGAUUCACCCGCCAGUGUAGGAGAUGCGUCCCACCAAGCCGCAUCGUUGCAAAAAGAUCAUGAACAAACGGAUGACGAACAAAUCAUUCCCACCCGACACAAGCUAAAAGAAUCGGCAUCACUGGACCUUGCCGAAGAACACCAACAAGCAGCCGAAUUUUCUCGACCAGCAUCGCCAGACAGCGCUGAGGAAGUUUCCCGACCGGCUUCGGCAACCGAAACCGACCAAGCACGGCCUAUGUCAGCUGCCAGUGGACCCGCAGAUAAGGCUCCGUCCGAGAAGUCCGUCGAUCUGAAGGCUGAGACCAAGGAGGAUUCCCGACCUGCUUCAGCUGCCAGUGGACCCGCAGACAAGGCUCCUUCAGAGAAGUCCGUCGAUCUGAAGGCUGAGACCAAGGAGGACUCCCGACCAGCUUCAGCUGCCAGUGGACCCGCAGACAAGGCUCCUUCAGAGAAGUCCGUCGAUCUGAAAGCUGAGACCAAGGAGGACUCCCGACCUGCAUCAGCUGCCAGUGGACCCGCAGACAAGGCUCCUUCAGAGAAGUCCGUCGAUCUGAAGGCUGAGACCAAGGAGGACUCCCGACCUGCAUCAGCUGCCAGCGGACCCGCAGACAAGGCUCCUUCAGAGAAGUCCGUCGAUCUGAAGGCUGAGACCAAGGAGGACUCCCGACCUGCUUCAGCUGCCAGUGGACCAACGGAUAAGGCUCCUUCAGAGAAGUCCGUCGAUCUGAAGGCUGAGACCAAGGAGGACUCCCGACCAGCUUCAGCUGCCAGUGGACCCGCAGACAAGGCUCCCUCCGAGAAGUCCGUCGAUCUGAAGGCUGAGACCAAGGAGGACUCCCGACCUGCAUCAGCUGCCAGUGGACCCGCAGACAAGGCUCCCUCCGAGAAGUCCGUCGAUCUGAAGGCUGAGACCAAGGAGGACUCCCGACCUGCAUCAGCUGCCAGUGGACCCACAAACAAGGCUCCCUCCGAGAAGUCCGUCGAUCUGAAGGCUGAGACCAAGGAGGAUUCCCGACCUGCUUCAGCUGCCAGUGGACCCGCAGAUAAGGCUCCUUCAGAGAAGUCCGUCGAUCUGAAGGCUGAGACCAAGGAGGAUUCCCGACCUGCAUCAGCUGCCAGUGGACCAACGGACAAGGCUCCUUCAGAGAAGUCCGUCGAUCUGAAGGCUGAGACCAAGGAGGACUCCCGACCUGCAUCAGCUGCCAGUGGACCCGCAGACAAGUCUCCUUCCGAGAAGUCCAUCGAUCUGAAGGCUGAGACCAAGGAGGACUCCCGACCUGCUUCAGCUGCCAGUGGACCCGCAGACAAGGCUCCCUCCGAGAAGUCCGUCGAUCUGAAGGCUGAGACCAAGGAGGACUCCCGACCUGCAUCAGCUGCCAGUGGACCCGCAGACAAGGCUCCCUCAGAGAAGUCCGUCGAUCUGAAGGCUGAGACCACGGAGGACUCCCGACCUGCAUCAGCUGCCAGUGGACCCACAGACAAGGCUCCCUCAGAGAAGUCCGUCGAUCUGAAGGCUGAGACCAAGGAGGAUUCCCGACCUGCAUCAGCUGCCAGUGGACCAACGGACAAGGCUCCUUCAGAAAAGUCCGUCGAUUUGAAGGCUGAGACCAAGGAGGACUCCCGACCUGCAUCAGCUGCCAGUGGACCAACGGACAAGGCUCCUUCAGAGAAGUCCUUCGAUCUGAAGGCUGAGACCAAGGAGGACUCCCGACCUGCAUCAGCUGCCAGUGGACCCGCAGACAAGGCUCCUUCAGAGAAGUCCGUCGAUCUAAAGGCUGAGACCAAGGAGGACUCCCGACCUGCAUCAGCUGCCAGUGGACCCACAGAAAAGUCUCCCUCCGAGAAGUCCGUCGAUCUGAAGGCUGAGACCAAGGAGGACUCCCGACCUGCAUCAGCUGCCAGUGGACCCGCAGACAAGGCUCCUUCAGAGAAGUCCGUCGAUCUGAAGGCUGAGACCAAGGAGGACUCCCGACCUGCAUCAGCUGCCAGUGGACCCGCAGACAAGGCUCCCUCCGAGAAGUCCGUCGAUCUGAAGGCUGAGAUCAAGGAGGACUCCCGACCUGCAUCAGCUGCCAGUGGACCCGCAGACAAGGCUCCUUCAGAGAAGUCCGUCGAUCUGAAGGCUGACACCAAGGAGGAUUCUCGACCUGCUUCAGCUGCCAGUGGACCCGCAGACAAGGCUCCCUCAGAGAAGUCCGUCGAUUUGAAGGCUGAGACCAAGGAGGAUUCCCGACCUGCAUCAGCUGCCAGUGGACCCGCAGACAAGGCUCCCUCAGAGAAGUCCGUUGAUCUGAAGGCUGAGACCAAGGAGGACUCCCGACCUGCAUCAGCUGCCAGUGGACCCACAGAAAAGUCUCCCUCCGAGAAGUCCGUCAAUCUGAAGGCUGAGACCAAGGAGGACUCCCGACCAGCUUCAGCUGCCAGUGGACCCGCAGACAAGGCUCCUUCAGAGAAGUCCGUCGAUCUGAAAGCUGAGACCAAGGAGGACUCCCGACCUGCUUCAGCUGCCAGUGGACCCGCAGACAAGUCUCCCUCCGAGAAGUCCGUCGAUCUGAAGGCUGAGACCAAGGAGGACUCCCGACCAGCUUCAGCUGCCAGUGGACCCACAGACAAGGCUCCUUCAGAGAAGUCCGUCGAUCUGAAGGCUGAGACCAAGGAGGACUCCCGACCUGCUUCAGCUGCCAGUGGACCCGCAGACAAGGCUCCUUCAGAGAAGUCUGUCGAUCUGAAGGCUGAGACCAAGGAGGAUUCCCGACCUGCUUCAGCUGCCAGUGGACCCGCAGACAAGGCUCCCUCAGAGAAGUCCGUCGAUCUGAAGGCUGAGACCAAGGAGGACUCCCGACCUGCUUCAGCUGCCAGUGGACCCGCAGACAAGGCUCCUUCAGAGAAGUCCGUCGAUCUGAAGGCUGAGACCAAGGAGGACUCCCGACCUGCAUCAGCUGCCAGUGGACCCACAGACAAGGCUCCCUCCGAGAAGUCCGUCGAUCUGAAGGCUGAGACCAAGGAGGACUCCCGACCUGCUUCAGCUGCCAGUGGACCCGCAGAUAAGGCUCCUUCAGAGAAGUCCGUCGAUCUGAAGGCUGAGACCACGGAGGACUCCCGACCUGCAUCAGCUGCCAGUGGACCAACGGACAAGGCUCCUUCAGAGAAGUCUCUCGAUCUGAAGGCUGAGACCAAGGAGGAUUCGCGACCUGCCUCAGCUGCCAGUGGACCCGCAGAUAAGGCUCCUUCAGAGAAGUCCGUCGAUCUGAAUGCUGAGACCAAGGAGGAUUCGCGACCAGCUUCAGCUGCCAGUGGACCCGCAGACAAGGCUCCUUCAGAGAAGUCUGUCGAUCUAAAGGCUGAGACCAAGGAGGAUUCCCGACCUGCUUCAGCUGCCAGUGGACCCGCAGGCAAGGCUCCCUCAGAGAAGUCCGUCGAUCUGAAGGCUGAGACCAAGGGGGACUCCCGACCUGCUUCAGCUGCCAGUGGACCAACGGACAAGGCUCCUUCAGAGAAGUCCGUCAAUCUGAAGGCUGAGACCAAGGAGGAUUCGCGACCAGCUUCAGCUGCCAGUGGACCCACAGACAAGGCUCCUUCAGAGAAGUCUGUCGAUCUGAAGGCUGAAACCAAGGAAGAGUCCCGACCUGCUUCAGCUACCAGUGGACCCGCAGACAAGGCCCCUUCAGAGAAGUCUGUCGAUCUGAAGGCUGAGACCAAGGAGGACUCCCGACCUGCUUCAGCUGCCAGUGGACCCGCAGACAAGGCUUCCUCCGAGAAGUCCGUCGAUCUGAAGGCUGAGACCAAGGAGGACUCCCGACCAGCUUCAGCUGCCAGUGGACCCGCAGACAAGGCUCCUUCAGAGAAGUCCGUCGAUCUGAAGGCUGAGACCAAGGAGGACUCCCGACCUGCUUCAGCUGCCAGUGGACCCACAGACAAGGCUCCCUCAGAGAAGUCCGUCGAUCUGAAGGCUGAGACCAAGGAGGACUCCCGACCUGCAUCAGCUGCCAGUGGACCCACAGACAAGGCUCCUUCAGAGAAGUCCGUCGAUCUGAAGGCUGAGACCAAGGAGGACUCCCGACCUGCUUCAGCUGCCAGUGGACCCGCAGACAAGGCUCCCUCAGAGAAGUCCGUCGAUCUGAAGGCUGAGACCAAGGAGGAUUCGCGACCUGCAUCAGCUGCCAGUGGACCCGCAGACAAGGCUCCUUCAGAGAAGUCCGUCGAUCUGAAGGCUGAGACCAAGGAGGAUUCGCGACCAGCUUCAGCUGCCAGUGGACCCGCAGACAAGGCUCCUUCAGAGAAGUCCGUCGAUCUGAAGGCUGAGACCAAGGAGGAUUCGCGACCAGCUUCAGCUGCCAGUGGACCCGCAGACAAGGCUCCUUCAGAGAAGUCCGUCGAUUUGAAAGCUGAAACUAAGGAAGAGUCCCGACCUGCUUCAGCAGCUAGCGGGAUACCAGGUGUACUUGAUGUCUCAGCUUCGAAAGAACCUUCGAGACCCGAUUCAGUCGCAUCAAACAAAUCUUUCAUAAUGGAUUCGAAGAGUGGACAUGACACAACAUCAGUCACGUCAUUUGCGCGAUUUGAAGAAUCUUUAUCCCGUCGAGAAUCAUCAACCACAAAGGAAGAACAUGAUGGCGCAGUGAGUGAUGGUGAUGAGGACAAUUUCGAAGCAAAAGUGUGUAUGAAAGAAACACGAUCGAAAUCCAUGUCCGCUGUAGUCACUGUUUCUGGACAGCGUUCCGGAUUUGAAGGUGGUACUUUGGGAGUGCUCGAAGAAUCGGUUAUUGCUUCGCGUGACGAUUUGGAUAUGAUACGCAGCCCUCGGGAUAGUGUUACUAAGCUAGACCCUCCCUUUAUUCCAAAACAAGCGGAUAGCGCGUUGAACAAAUCCUUCAAACCAUUGUUCGGAGACGAUCCACAGUUCCCUGGGGAGAAAGAGGAUGUACAUAAGCAUGAUACCACUACCAUGUUUCCGAAAUGUGGUUUAGACAGUUCCGAAAGUCCCGACCAUGGCGCAACGAUCGCUAAAGGCAUGGAUCAGCUACUGAAAGAUACAGUCACCUCAAUGAAGGAAAUUGAAAAGAUGACAUCGACGGUCAUUUCUUCCACGAAAACAGAGGAAUCGAUGACCGAAACUAAGGCAACAGUAACUUCUAUCCCGGGAGCAUUCCCAAUGACAGGGGACAGUGGCAAAUCAUCUCCCUAUCUUGGUGAAAAAUCGCAGGAAUCCAGCGCCAAAUCAGUUAGUCCACUGCAGGACAAGGACUCGCUUGAGGAGAGCACCACUUCGCUGAACACUUUCAUCGAAAAGGAUAGCUUGUCAGAAAAGGCGUCCACGCAACAGCAGCAUGUCUCAAUUCGUAUGAGUUCUGCUGGUGAGUCUUCGGUAGAACAAUGUUCGACGUCAGCUGAAAAGGUUACAGAAGAAUUGCUCUUCGCGGGUAGCAAAACACCACCAACAGCCCCUAUAAGCCCGAACGUUGCUGCAAAGGAUAGCAUAAGUGUAACUCAAUCUCAUUACGAAUCCUCGGUACUGUCUGGUACGACCUCUGGUUCGUCAGCGACAACUACUUUGGCGACUUCUGCUAUGACGACAACUAUCCCGACCGCGCCAAAGGACGAUGCAUCUGGUAUUUCAACACCUAAAGAGUCUGUACCAUCUGGCAAGUCGAGCCCGGGGCUGAUGUCCGUGCACACGCAAGGUAGUACGGACAGUGCUUCCAAAUCGAUCAACUUGGGCCACAGCAGUUCAGGUAUUGAGACAUCAGAUUCAUCGCCAAAGCCUACAUCGCCCUUUCCGAAGGUGGUCGUCGACACGCUGAAACUUGCGGACGAAGCAAAGACCACCUCCGGCAUGAGCACACCGGACAUGACGCGUUCCUCAACGCCAGACAUGGUCGACUCACAGAUUGAGCGUAUCGCCACAACUGCAGCUAGCGCAGACAAGGGUGACUCUCAGACUACUGUCACGACGACGACGACAACGACAAAGACCACGACGUACAUCAUCAAGGAUGGGCAGAAGAUUGAGGUGGACAGCAACGAGCAAAGUGAUACGGUAAGCAAAAGUGAAACACAACAGCCGGGAGCAUCCACCGUUACUCCCGCGGGUGUAACUUCUUCUACUACGACUUACGUAAUCAAGGAUGGGCAAAAGGUCGCAGUGGACAGCAGCAUCCGUAGUGAGGUGUCCGACCAGACCUCCGAGGCAAUCGCUGCGACAAAAGCAUUGGCUCCCACCCAGCUUACGCUGGCCGGAACCGAAGAACGUAGUUUCAUCGAAGACUACGAUGAAAAGGACGUUCUAUCACCGCGGUCAGAUAUAUCGUCCGGGCAGGCGUCACGCAUUGUAGCCGGAUGGCACGAUGAGGAUGUCCCUGGUUCACCCAUGAGCGUGACCUCACAGGCUCCGUUGUCGCCCAGCACUAAGUACACCUACGACUAUGACCUGCAGCACUCCAGCUCGGGCGUGAGCAAGAAGUCCGACAUCGAAAUUGACCAAGACAGUCAGGAUGACAUUGUGCCACCACAGUACGGAAGCGAGGAGGCGAAAACGGCCAUUCCUAUCACUUCCAGUUACAAGCCAGAUCCCAUGAGCACUUCAUUCUACGGACAGCUGCCAGAAGUACCGUCGAGUAUGGCGAUGGCGUCGAGCACUACCCGUUCGAUUCCAAUUCCGAUCACCGGGACAACGAAGGGCUUUUCCAAACCAUACGUCGAAUAUGCAUCCAGCGGCGAUAGCAGUGUCGAUUCCAUUCACAAACCACCCGUAACCGGCGACCGUAAAUACCUGGACGAGGCGGACUUGGACUUUGAAAAGGCAUUUAGCAGCGCUAGCAGCACUAAGAUGGACGAUGUCAUGACCACUUCGAUGCACUUUUCGAGCGAGAAGGAAUUUAUGGCAGCAACAACCACGGUCGCUAGUAUGGCCCAAGCGCAAAAAAUGGAAAUGGACUUCACUUCCACCGGACUCCCGUCGUCGGUGACAACUACCCUGACGGGAGCGCAACCGAGUGCGACUGUAGCGCAGUCCCUACCGCCACAACCACCACAACCCCAAGCGCAAUCACAAUCAAGUCUAUUACAAUCAACCCAGCCAACUGCACAGUCCACGAGUACGUCCUCUGCGGAAGCAAAGAGUGUGCUUGAUUCGUGGGGAAAGCCAUUGGGACUUCCAUCGCCGGCACCAAUGACAGCCGAUGACAACAAAACGACCCCGAAAAAGGAACGGCGCAUGCUGAUGAGCAAAACGAAGCUGAACAACGAGAAGAACCUACGCAAGCGGGCCGAAUCGCCUACAAAGGCGAAAAAGCCCACUAGUCCCGUCUAUGUGGACCUGUCAUACGUGCCACAUCACGGCAACUCGUACUACGCGAACGUAGAAUUCUUCAAGCGUGUCCGAGCCCGGUACUACGUAUUCUCCGGCACCGAACCGAGCCGGGAGGUGUACAACGCCCUGCUGGAGGCCAAACAAACAUGGGAAGAUAAAGAAUUAGAGGUAACUAUCAUUCCAACGUAUGACACCGAUGUACUUGGCUACUGGGUUUCGGAGAACGAGGAACUGCUCGCCAAAUAUCACAUCGAUCUAUCCCCGAGCGCGGCACGGUGUACAAUCAACCUGCAGGACCACGAAACGUCCUGCUCAGCUUACCGGCUCGAGUUCUAG